Molecule: messenger RNA, 2041 nt
Organism: Odocoileus virginianus texanus
Lineage: Eukaryota; Metazoa; Chordata; Mammalia; Artiodactyla; Cervidae
Gene: RHOV
Product: ras homolog family member V
Biological process (GO): endocytosis; establishment or maintenance of cell polarity; Cdc42 protein signal transduction
Molecular function (GO): protein kinase binding; GTPase activity; GTP binding
Source: RefSeq, a predicted model, not a curated record
UUUAUUGUUUUAAUUUGAAUAUGUUGCAUUAUGUGUUCUUCAAUUUGCUUCUUCUUCCUAACAAUAAAUCCUGGAUAUCUUUCUCUGCCAGGAUACCGAGAUCUGCCUCAUAUGGGCAAUUCUUUGUUCUGGAACCUGUGUGAUUCCUUGAGCGUCAGUUUUCGGCCGCAUCUCUGCCUCCUGGUGUUAUAGACCGCCUGACCUCUUGGGGCGUGCUGUAGUGGGAGGUCCCGGAGGAAGCUCGGAGGGUGGGCGGGGUCCGAGGCCAAUUGGGGUAUGCAGAUGAGGUGGGCGGGUCCACAUAUACCCGCGGGUAGCGGCCGGCGGUUGAGCUGGGUCUCCCGGAUUCAGUCAGAGGCAACCUACGGAACGUGCUUCACCGAUCACAGCGGAGCCUGGUCCCCGGCUGUCCCCGGAGCGGGCCAUGCCCCCGCGGGAGCUAAGCGAGGCUGAAUCGUCCCCGCUCCGGUCCCCGACCCCUCCCCCGGGACGGGGCAGCGCGUCCCCCGAGCUGGGCAUAAAGUGCGUGCUGGUGGGCGACGGCGCGGUGGGCAAGAGCAGCCUCAUCGUCAGCUACACCUGCAAUGGGUACCCCGCGCGCUACCGGCCCACAGCGCUGGACACCUUCUCCGUGCAAGUCCUGGUUGAUGGAGCCCCGGUGCGCAUUGAGCUCUGGGACACAGCGGGACAGGAAGACUUUGACCGCCUUCGCUCCCUCUGCUACCCGGAUACAGAUGUCUUCCUGGCCUGCUUCAGUGUGGUGCAGCCCAGCUCCUUCCAAAACAUCACAGAGAAAUGGCUGCCGGAGAUUCGUACUCACAAUCCCCAGGCGCCUGUGCUGCUGGUGGGUACCCAGGCCGACCUGAGGGAUGAUGUCAAUGUACUGAUUCAGCUGGACCAGGGGGGCCGGGAAGGCCCGGUGCCUCAACCCCAGGCUCAGGGUCUGGCUGAGAAGAUCCGGGCCUGCUGCUACCUGGAGUGCUCUGCCUUGACGCAGAAGAACUUGAAGGAGGUGUUUGACUCGGCCAUUCUCAGUGCCAUUGAGCACAAAGCCCGGCUGGAGAAGAAACUGAACGCCAAAGGUGUGCGCACCCUCUCCCGCUGCCGCUGGAAGAAGUUCUUCUGUUUUGUUUGAACAGCUGUGGCAGCAAAAUGAUCAGUAGGCCAAUGGCCACAGACUUCUAGAACCUGAGACAUGGGGCCUUUGAGGGGCUCUGCGGGCAGGGCCAGGCCACCCUCAUGGGACUCAGUUCCCGUCUGAACGCUGUGGAGCCAUGGGCCUUUAACUGCCCGCUCUUCUAUGCCAGGGUGAGCCUAGGAGGAGGAGCCUGGAGGAGGGAAGGCUCUGACUUGGAUUUCUGUGGUCAAGGCUGACAGAGAAAUCCUAGUACUUUGAUUUUCAUGGGAUGAUCCUGACAGCAUCAGCUGUGUCCAAGCAGUUUGGGAUCCAAUUCCCAGUUUCUUAUUAUGGGCCCUCAAGCCAGGCUGGCUGAAUUAGGACCCCUUGUGGUGGUCCCCAUCCCUUCCUUGGCCCCAGGGGUGAGGAAGAGCCUGAGGAACAGCUGGGCAUCUCGGAAGGCUGGAAGGUGUCCAGCCCUGAUUUGGAGAGUUUAGAAUGAAUUGAGUAAGACAGAGGUCUGUGAGAGAUUGAGAAGGAGCAGAAAGUACAGCCUUGGAGCCUUAGGACUAGAGGCAGGCUGGGGAGAAGACAGAUCAGAGGGCUCCUCUUGGUACGAGGAAGAGAAAGGAGAGUAGAGAAGUGGGGCAGCUGAGGAGCAAGGCUGACACUUGGGCCGUCCUCAAAGCCUCAAGGCCAGGGAGGGCGGGGCCGGUGCCUGAGAAGAACUGGGUCUCAGGGCUCCCUAGGCACUGCCCAAACUGGCUGGACCAGGAGUGGGGCAGGAAGUGAGAGGCAAAGCCCAGCAAGAGGAGGGGGAGGAGCUGCAAAUUGGAGCCUAAAGUAAGAAGGGGCUUUCUUCAAAGUCAUAGCCUAGAAGACAGGGCAGUGUAGAAUCUGCAAAUAAAGCCUUAAGUUUCUGAA